GGCCCGCGGCGACAGAGAUAAGUUGGGGGAAGGAAAGGGACUUUGCGAGAGUGGAAGAGGAAGGAGAGGCAGAUGGGAGGUAACAAAGAGAGAGCCCGUGAGCGCAGAGAACAAAGAUUGCAGGAGAUUUCUCUUCUCAGAACCAUCCCCUAUUCCGAUCACCAGAGGUGGUGGUCCAAAGAAACGAUUGCUGUGGUGACGGGGAGUAACCGGGGUAUUGGCUUCGAGAUUGCGAGACAGCUCGCGGCGCAUGGACUGACGGUUGUAUUGACGUCGAGGGACGAAUGUGUUGGCCAAGAAGCAACGAGGGUCCUACGAGAAGGCGGUCUGGACGUCGCCUUUCAUCAACUCGACGUCUUGGACCCUUCCUCCAUUCAACUCUUCGUUGAUUGGAUACGGCAAACCUACGAGGGUAUCCAUGUCCUGGUAAAUAAUGCAGGUGUCAACUUCAAUGUUGGGUCGGACAACUCCGUCGAAUCUGCUCAUAUGGUUGUGGCCACCAACUACUAUGGCACCAAAAACAUGAUAAAAGCCAUGAUCCCCUUGAUGAGACCUUCUGCUGCAGGCGCUCGUAUUGUUAAUGUGAGCUCUCGUCUGGGAAAACUAGGUGGAAGAAGAAAUAGGAUCGAGGACUUGAAUCUGAGACGAAAGCUGGGUGACUUGGACACGCUUACAGAGGAACUCAUAGAUAGAACAGUUGCCACUUUCCUACAACAAGUAGAUGAUGGAACGUGGACAUCGGGUGGGUGGCCACAAACUUUUACGGACUACUCAGUAUCCAAACUCGCAGUUAAUGCCUACACAAGACUGAUGGCAAAGAUACUGUCCGACCGGCCUGAAGGGGAGAAGAUAUAUGUCAAUUGUUAUUGCCCGGGAUGGGUGAAGACUGCUAUGACCGGUUGGGCUGGGAACAUUUCAGUGGAGGAUGGGGCAGACACGGGAGUGUGGCUAGCGCUUCUCCCAGAUCAGGCAGUGACUGGGAAAUUCUUUGCGGAGAGACGUGAGGUUAGCUUUUAAAGCUGUGAAGCCUCGUGUUGGAAGGUUUUUGAAUAAGAAGAACAAAACCGGAAUCACAGAUAUGCCUAGCUGUGAGAAGAGAUGAUAGAGCACUGGCAUCUAUUAUCCUUUGGUGGGCACACGAAAAACUUGGGAUUUCAGUGAAAGGGUAGGUUUGGUGAACAUUACCUUGGGCGACACUUUGAGGCCAUCUCCUCAACGAUCAGCUGGGCUCAAGCAACAUAUGAAUCAGACGGGGAGUAGGACUUCCCUUCACUCGCUAACUGUUGUCGAAGAUUUGUCUUUUGACAUAUAAUAUAGGUAGUUACUUUGAAUGAUUUUCCUGAUCUUGAUGAGAUAAGAUUUCCUUACGCCAAAAACAAGGGCAGUUCGACC
Molecule: messenger RNA, 1392 nt
Organism: Rhodamnia argentea
Lineage: Eukaryota; Viridiplantae; Streptophyta; Magnoliopsida; Myrtales; Myrtaceae
Product: carbonyl reductase [NADPH] 1
Exons: 4
Coding region: 73-1017 (314 amino acids)
Cellular component (GO): membrane
Molecular function (GO): oxidoreductase activity, acting on the CH-OH group of donors, NAD or NADP as acceptor
Source: RefSeq, a predicted model, not a curated record